Molecule: messenger RNA, 1001 nt
Organism: Malaya genurostris
Lineage: Eukaryota; Metazoa; Arthropoda; Insecta; Diptera; Culicidae
Exons: 1
Coding region: 39-914 (291 amino acids)
Source: RefSeq, a predicted model, not a curated record
AAUCUUCACUCAAUAACUUCAAGAAUCACGUGUUUGAAAUGAAGAAUCUCGGAAUUUUAGUAGCUCUGUUUGGUGUAGCGAUCGCCCAGAGGCAACCAUCAAAAGAAGUCAUCAACAAGUUUAAGGAGAUUUCCCCCCAAUACAUGAGUUUUCUGGAAACAGGAGAAACUCAACUAGCUAAGGUUCGCAACGAUUCUCUGAGCAUCGUCAUUAAGUUCCACGAUGAAAUAAUUCUAGUCAAGGAAAACUACGUGUUGAACGCCAUCGAGAAGGAGAGUGAGUUGCACUCUCAAAUCACAAGUCAGCAAGAAUCAGUAGACUCAAAUUGUGUAAGCUUCCUGAAUACCACCCUUGAUAUGAACAUGAACUUGGUCGGUGUGGGAUUUACCAACUGUAUCAAUAACGCUGAUGAAUCCUUCGAGAAGCUAAGUUCCGAAUACUACCGGAAACUCGGAAUGCAGGAAGCGUUAAUCGCCGAGAUACGUCUUCUAGAUGUAUUUCGUGGAAAUAACGUAUUUUAUUCCCCGGAGAAGAUCAUAGAAAACUUGAACAAAAAACUAUCCGAUUUGAACAUCAGCCCGAAUGAGAUUCAAGGGGCGCUCGAGGAAGCUAAAGAAAUUCUCGUGAAAGAUCUGGACGCAAUUCGCUCAACUUACGUUGAAUGUAUGACGCAAGGAGAGCGGUUAUUCGAUCGAAGUCUCGAGGUGAUAGUGCAGCAACUGACUAUAGUAUGUUUGGCGCAGACCAAGGAACUCACUACGGAACCUGGUACACCGAGGCCUAUAACUAUUGAGAGUGACGAGAUAGUCAAUAGGAACUCCUCUUCGAUUAUAGAAUUACCGGUACCGAACACGGUACCAAAUAGGUUCUUCAAUCCAGCAAUGAAACAUUUAAUUGCUCGUUCUCCGAAGUAAUGAGCAAUAAUUGGAAUAAAGCUCGAUUCAUUUAAUAUCCGCACGUCAUAAAUAAACUUAAAAGUUUUGUUGAAAUAAAUCACUUGA